Lactuca virosa is the source of this 815-nucleotide messenger RNA. NCBI's taxonomy places the organism in Eukaryota, Viridiplantae, Streptophyta, Magnoliopsida, Asterales, Asteraceae. The record is from the annotation of a GenBank genome assembly.
GAGUGUGAUCCUCACGUGACGAAAGCGGCUACCUCCUAGGGGUUCUUUUUACUGUACAUAAUCAUUCCUCAAUUACUGCUUCUUUAGUCCUCCUCGCUUGCCUGCCCAAGGCACAACCACAACAAUGGUGGAAAUUGAAGAUGCCGAUGACACGCCGAAGACCGCAACCGCCACCAUCACGGAAGAAGAAUCACGUCCGCUGUUAAAUAGUUCAGAGUCAAAGCCGCGUUCUAAAUCGGUAAGGACUAAGGUCCCUGAGGUGGAGGUACAUCUUUUCCGGCGCGGAGAGGGUCCGAUCGAUGUCUUUAAAUCGAGUUUAGGUGGAUGGGAUCAAGAUCAGCUCGAAGUUGGAGAUAUAUUAGACAAGUAUGGAUUUAAAUCGGUGUAUGCGUAUAAUACACAAUCCGGUAGGGGUGUUCCGAUCCGGUUUAACGCUAGAAACGGUCGAUCUAUGCUACCGUACAAGGAUGGAUCCGUAAUUUUCAUUGACGGAGAGCCCAAGGACUCGUUAAUAAAGCCAAUCACCAGGAUCCUAGUAGGGGUUGCAAUAUUAACUGCAAUGAUAAUUUUGGUGAUGAAGGAGACACCUGAAUGGGUUAAAAAGUUGAAGUUUGCAGGAAUCAACUUCAACUUCAACUUCCCUCCAUGGGUUCUCGCAUGUGUUGUGAUUGUUUUCACACGUUUGAGGAAAAGAACCAGAAAUUUCUUCACAAAACGCGCUUAACAUUUUCUGCUUUCUUCAUUCAAAUCACACAUUUCAUAAGAUACUUCUCUCAUAAAUUUUGUGGUUUUGCUGCUCUGCUUUAAAGAAUCCA